UGAAGUACUAGGUUGCUUUAUGAAAGAAGGCUGUUCUCAUUAGGAUGAAACCCCUGGAUUCAGACUUGUUGAUGGUCAUCGAGCUGAUCCAGAGGGGGCCAAACGGGCAACGCCGCUGAUCAAGAGAACCGUGAAAGGGAAACGGAGUUUCUCUCCGUUGGGCUGAGUAAACUGACGAAGGAUUUUACGACAAAGUUCGAGGGACGAGAGUUAAAGAAACUUUCCAGGUUGUUGUUCUUUUGUUGUUUGGCUAGUUUUAAGGGAACGUGGAAGGAAAACCAGAGGAAAAAACCCUGCUGCCAUCUGACGGGCAGGAGGAGUUUUCAGAGUUCUCUCUUUAGAAUGAAGUUGGAAACACGACCCCCAGGUUAUCCGUGGAGUUUUGCAAGAGGACAAUGUGUUUGAGAACAUGCAGGAGUCACAGGAAGUCCCCAUGUCCAGCCACCUUGACGAAGUCGUCGCUGCUGUCAGUGUCACUUCUAAGAAGAGGAUCUCAAACAAGCUGCCUCAGACGGCACUGUUCCAGCCCCCUCGAGAGAAGCUCCACCUGUGCGAAGAGAGAGCGAAGUCCUACACGAACAGCCAUGAGUACAAACAGGCCAUCCAGGAGCUUGUGCGCUGUGUGGCAUUGACAAGAAUUUGCUAUGGCGACUCACACUGGAAACUAGCAGAAGCCUAUGUUAAUCUGGCUCAAGGCUACCUCCAGCUGAAAGGGCUGUCACUACAAGCAAAGCAACAUGCCGAAAAAGCCAAAGAAAUCCUGGCCAACUCCAUUGAGAAUCCCCAUCAUGACAAUACAGCCAUCUUCAAGUGUUCCAUAGAGCUUUUCUAUACCAUGGGCAGAGCCCUGCUCGCCCUUCAGAAAUUUAAAGAAGCCUUAGAGAACUUGAUAAAAGCCGAGAAACUUUCCAAGGAGAUGCUGCAAUGUGGGAACAUUAUAAAGGAGGAGUGGGUAGAAAUCCAAGCACGGAUCAAGUUGUCCUUUGCACAGCUGUAUCAGGGUCAGAAAAGAUCAAAAGAAGCUUUGCCCUUCUAUCAAAAGGCUUUGGAAUAUACUGAGAUCGUCAAAGAUGAAAAAAGUCUCGACUGUGUACCAGUACUAAGGGAACUGGCAGGUGUGGAGCAAGCCCUGGGAUUCCACGAUGCUGCUGUCAAUCAUUUCUCACAGGCACAUCUCAUCGUCCUGAGUAAAAAUCCCUCCCCAGAGGAGGCUGCAGAUUCUGCACACUUUAUUGCCCGGGCUGCUGUUGCUUCUGGGAAGCAGGACCACCACGAUGUGGCCGAGCAGUAUUUUCAGGAAAGCAUGACUCAUGUGAAGGACUCCGAAGGAGCAGGAAGAGCCAAGUUCCUUUCGAUUCAAGAUGAAUUUUGCAGUUUUCUGCAAAUCACUGGACAAAAAGAAAGAGCAACCAUGAUCCUGAGAGCAUCCCUGGAAGCCAAAGUAGGGGCAUUUGGUGACUUCAGUCCGGAGGUGGCAGAGACAUACCGGGUCCUGGGCAGGGCAGAGCUGGCACAGGGCAACCACAAUGGAGCAUACACAAAACUGAAGAAGGGACUUAGGGGCCAGGGAGAAGAGACUUCAAACACCAAAGAGUGUGUUCAGAUUGAGACGUUCUUAUAUGGAUCGCAGGACAAGAGGACCCUGGCCACCCAGCAGACCAUAGACACACUGUCCAAGAUCUCUGAGGCUGCCCCGAAGCCAAGGCAAACCCUGAAAGCCAAGGCAGCAUUCUGCGCCAGUGUUCCUCAGCACGCUGUGCCAGGGAAGGCCAGGCACAUUGUGGCAGACUGAUUCCCCCGGCCCCCGCCGCCACAAUGUGCCCCAAAGAAAGCUUUGAGAAAGACUUGGCACCGCCUUUAGGAUGCUCUCCAACUAGCAGGUGGAAUUUAUCAGUCACUGCAGAUUUUUAAGGCUGUUUGCUCUAGCAUGAAUCGUCCACAUCUGCACUGUGGACGACGCCCUUCAGGGUGAUCUGGUGCUUUGGUUAUUUUUAUUUGUAUCACUUUGAUCGUUUCUCUCACCAAGGAGAAUUUCCCGUCAUCUCUACUGUGCCCGACUGUUCCAGAGGUGGGGCCUCCCUGCUGGAGAGAGACUGAGGCUGAUUGCAAGCAGGACCGCCCCUGGAGCAGUGAGACUGCACACAGCCUUCCUUGUCGGAAAGUCAUAGGAACUGGGAAGAAAUACCAAUAAAGAGAAACUUUUAUUCUUUGUUGCUUAUGUGCUUUGAAUGGCGACUGGAGCUGGCCAGGCGGCUCUGUGACCGAGCGCCUGCCUGGGCGCCACGAAGCCUGUUCCGGUUUGAAAGCAGAAUGCCCCUCAUGGACUCAUGGGUUUGAAUGCUUGGUUCCCACUGUUGCGAGGCCUU
Onychomys torridus (southern grasshopper mouse) is the source of this 2366-nucleotide messenger RNA. It is a transcript of the gene Ttc23, whose product is annotated as tetratricopeptide repeat domain 23. NCBI's taxonomy places the organism in Eukaryota, Metazoa, Chordata, Mammalia, Rodentia, Cricetidae. The record is from RefSeq and is a predicted model, not a curated record. Bases 410 to 1792 code for a protein of 460 amino acids. The transcript is spliced from 12 exons. Gene Ontology annotation, molecular function: protein binding.